Messenger RNA from Stegastes partitus (bicolor damselfish), 4241 nucleotides. It is a transcript of the gene prdm4, whose product is annotated as PR domain containing 4. Gene Ontology annotation, biological process: regulation of gene expression. The transcript is spliced from 12 exons. Gene Ontology annotation, cellular component: nucleus. Bases 110 to 2722 code for a protein of 870 amino acids. Lineage: Eukaryota; Metazoa; Chordata; Actinopteri; Pomacentridae. The record is from RefSeq and is a predicted model, not a curated record. Gene Ontology annotation, molecular function: DNA-binding transcription factor activity, RNA polymerase II-specific; protein binding.
AGUAACGCUGUCAUGGCCCCGUUCAGGGAGGUUUUGUGUUGGGAGAGACACGUAAAGCUACCUUUUGAUUGUACACGGUUACUAAUGGACAUCAGCUGUUGAAUUCAGGAUGAAUGACAUGAACCUGAGUCCUGUGGGCAUGGACCAGCUCAGUGUGCCCUCUGUGAGUGCCAGCCACCUGGGUCUGCCCACCUCCCCCACUCACAACCCCAUUCCCACUCCAGGCAUGCCAGUGGCCAUCCCCAGUCUGGGCCCUUCCCUUGGUUCCCUCCCCUCUGCCUUAUCGCUGAUGCUCCCCAUGGGUCCGCUGAGUGACAGAGGAGUGAUGUGCGGCCUGCCGGAAAGGAAUUACUCCUUGCCGCCUCCUCCGUACCCCCACCUGGAGAGCAGUUAUUUCCGACACAUACUGCCAGGUAUUCUGUCCUACCUGGCAGACCGUCCACCACCUCAGUACAUUCAUCCCAGCAGCCUUAACAUGGAUGGGACCUUGUCUGUUGCCAGCAACAACCCCUCAGGUCUGGACCCCUACAGUGGCCCUGGAGGCCCACUGGAGCAGGGCCUGGUGCCCAUGGACUCCAGACAGGUCAGCGGCCAGGGUGACCUCCACCAGACUGGCGCUCAUGAGCUGGACUCUACAGGGUUGGCGAUGGAGUCACGCGUCAGCAGCCCCAUGUCCCCGGACCGCAUGGGAGAGGAGCUGGCCACUAUGGAUGGAGUUGGGGUGGUGGCGGUGUCUGACACCCAGCAGCAGCUUGGCGGGGGAAGGCAGCCUCAGCCUCACGAGGGCCUGGACUCUUCUGGUGGUGUGAUGCCCCUCCAUGGACCUCCUGUGCUGGAGCUACCAGUGGUGAUGGAACCUGAUCACAUGGGGGGACGAGUGGGAAACUCUGGGGCAGGAGGAGCUGGAGGACUUGGGGAACAGCUCCACUCAAACGGGGAGCUAAACUCGGGUGUUGUGAGCGUGGUGCUCACCGGCUCCAUGGCCAGCCAGAGCCAGCUGGAGCCAGUGUCCCUGCAUGGACACUCUGGGAUGGGGCUGGAGGCGGUUAACGUGUCCCCCAUCACUGCAGAAGUGUCGCUGGGGCCAGAAAACAACCUGGUGCUGGUCAACUCCACCCUACAGCUGGAGGAUUCUACUUCCAACAAGGAGAACCUGGUGUCUGCUUACACCAUGUGGUGCACACUAUGUGAACGCUCAUAUACCUCAGACUGUCCGGAACACGGCCCGGUCACCUUCAUCCCUGAUGCUCCCAUCCAGAGCCGAGCUCGCCUCUCUCUUCCACGUCCACUGUGCCUGCGCAUCUCAGUGGCUGACGAACCUCUUGGAGUCUUUGCACGGGACGUCAUUCCUCCGAGGACCUGCUUUGGACCAAUAGUUGGCCAGCAUUGUAGCAGUGUGGAUCUCUCUGAUUGGCUAGAAAAGGACACACCUCAAAUAUGGAAGAUGUACCACAACAAUGUGCUGGAGUUCUACAUUGUGACGACAGAUGAGAACGAAUGCAACUGGAUGAUGUUUGUCCGCAAGGCGAGGACCCGCGAAGAGCAGAAUCUGGUGGCGUAUCCUGCCAAUGGUAAACUGUUCUUCUGUACAACCACAGAGAUCCACCCGGACCAGGAGCUGCUCUUCUACUACAGCAGAGACUACUGCAGGCUGAUGGGUGUUCCUCAGGUGCCUGAGGGUGAAAUCUGCCAAUGUGGCAAAGAGUGCUCCUCCUUCUCUGAGCUCAAGUCUCAUCUUAGCAACCAUAACGGUAACCACAGCCAUAACCAGCCUCCACACAGCCACAGCCCGUCGCAGCAGGACCACUCGCAGCAACAACCACCACCUCCACAGCAGCAGCAGCAGCAGCAACAAGAGCAGCAGCCACAGCAACACACUCACCAGGAAGAGAAGCUGACCAACGGAACCUCAAGCUCGUCCUCUUCCCCGUGGCCCUGCCACAACCACCCCACGGGGCAAACAAACAGCGACAACAGCAGCGGGGGCAGCAGUAGUAGAAACUCUAACAACCCCAGAGCAAAAGGCCAGGGUCAUGUGCGGGAGAAGAAAUUCAAGUGCAGCAUGUGUUCCCGGGCUUUCAUAACUUCCACUAAGCUCAAUGUGCACUUCAUGGGGCACGUAGGAAUGAAACCACACAAGUGUGAAUACUGCAGCAAGGCCUUCAGCGAUCCCAGCAACCUCAGGAUGCACCUCAAGAUUCACACAGGUCAGAAGAACUACAGAUGCACCGUUUGCGAGAAAUCGUUCACCCAGAAAUCCCACGUGGCGUCACACAUGCUCAUCCACACCGGUGCAGAGAAGCUCAAGUGCGACCUUUGCGACCGAACCUUCAUCAGGAAACAUGACCUGAAACAGCACAUGUUCUCUCACACGCACGAACGCCGGAUUCAGUGCCCCAAGUGCAACAAACACUUCCUCAAGACCAACCACCUGAAGAAGCACAUGAACUCUCACGAGGGCCGAAGAGACUUUGUCUGCGAGAAGUGCCACAAAGCGUUCCUCACCAAAUACCACCUCACGCGUCACCUGAAGAUCUGCAAAGGGCCCAAGAUGGAAAGAGUGUCCCGUAAGGAGCAGGACGUCGACGAGGAGGAAGACGAUGAGGAGGAUGACGACGGCAGAAGAGGAGGAGAGAGGCUCGUUGACUCAGCAAAUAGCGAGGACUGUGGUUUGGAUGUUGGAGGAUAUAACUCUGAGAAGUCCCUGUCACCCCCUCAUUGACAACACUGUGCCUCUUGAGAUGUUUUAUUUAUUUACUACAGUACCAAUGUUUACCUCUCUUUUUUUUUUUUUUGCCAAAUACUAGUUACUUUGUUAAAAUAUAACUGACAUUUGUCAAAAUUAAUACAAUUUAACUGCCACAUUUUGCAUUAUAAAAAUGUUAAAAACGUGUUUAGCCUCUCACAAGCAUAUCGCUGCUGCUAAAAUAACACUGGGUUACAAAAAGUAUUUUGUUGAAGGUGUCUGACUGAUUUAACUGAUUUAGGACAUUUUUGCAACGCUGAAUCCAAAAAUGACAUCUGCUUUUCUGUGUCAGGUCACGUUUUUAUGCCAACUCGAUUUUGAAAAAAUCGAUUUUGCCACUAAGUUGAUCAAAUUUUUUGACAUUAGCGAUUGAUUUAUUUUAGUAUUUCUCAUAUGAAAUCGGAUUUUAGAGGAAAAAUUUCAUUUUCUAAUCCUUUUCAUAAGCUAAAUGAUCCACAAGUUGAUGAGCGUAAACAUUUAUAAAGCUAAAUACAAGUACAUUGCAUUUUUCAUCAGCAUUGCUCAAAAUUCAGGGCUUGAACUUGCACUUCUUGGAGCUCCUGGAAUGAUCAGCAGCAGGUUUAUCUCUCUUCAGAGUCCAGCAGUAAUCAGCCAUCACGACUGCAUCCCAGCGUCCCUGAUGCCUGGUCUCCAUCUCUUUCUGAUAAAAUCACGUGACUCUAAUGUGUUGUUCAUAAACCAGGGGGUAAACUUUUUAUCUACAUUUAAUUCACCUACAAAUAUUUACAGUAUCAACUUGAAAAGGUUUCAGAAUUUGUUCAUUUCAGGAAAUAGAAAAAGAAUAUUGUACGAUACAAAGCAUAGAUACCCGCACAUGUACACAAAAUGUAAAAAACAAAAGUGCAUGUGGCGACAAAUCAAACUUUUGACCUCAUUGAGCAAAACCAAUGUAAUAUUUGGAUUCGGCACACUGCAGUUGUCCAAAAUCAGCUCAAAAAACUUUGACACCAAAAUGGGUGUAGACCAGUGUAAUCUUUGUCACAUUAGAAGCCAGCUGAUAAAGAUUUGAACAUACUUCUUUCAAGUUAUUUUCUCUUCAUUAACUCAGGCCUCUGUGAUAUUAACGGUUUUAGUGGGUUCACAUAAGCUCUCAUUUACUGGUUGUUUUUCUUUAAUCCUAAUUCCUCAGUUCACUCAAUAACACAACUGAUACAGAUUAGUAAUUGCAGAAGAAUGUCAGUUCUAAAAUUCUGAUAUUCUUGUAUAUUCCUGCAUUUUUUUUAUAUUAUUCUUGAUUAUAUGUAGUUGCUAAAUGGGUUGUGCUAUUUUUCUUUAUUUAUUAAUUUUGUAUUCUCUUCCCUUUAUUUAAUUCUGUCGUGUGUGUGUGAAUGGAAGCGAGCCUUUUGAAAUCAAGUAUCUGGGCAUUAAUGUGACAAUAUCCCACCUGGUGUGAGUGUUGACUGAAUGUUACAAUCAUGUUAUAGCUCCAUCUUAUCCGUUGCACAUUUUAAUAAAUGGAUAUUUACAGCUGUUA